UUUCAUACUUUUCUGGGUGAAAACAAAACAAACAAACAAACUGCAAAAAUCAUUCAACGGGAGGAUUAUCAUUUCAUCAAUGGGCACCGUCAUCGACUCCCAUUUCUUGGCACUCACAGCCAUCGUCACCUUUGGUUAUCAGUUGUUGUUCUUCAUAGUCACAGCACUUCUCAAAUUCGAUAAAGUCACUGACUUCGCUGGAAGCACAAAUUUUGUCAUACUCUCUCUAUUAACGUUGAUACUAAAAGGAUCAUGGCAUUUUAGGCAGGUGGUUCUGAGCUUUCUUGUAGUAGUAUGGGGUCUUCGCCUUGGAUUGUUUCUGUUGAUGAGGAUCUUGAAUUGGGGAGAAGAUCGGCGUUUUGAUGAGAUGCGUGAUAAUUUGGGAAAAUUGGCGGUUUUCUGGAUCUUUCAGGCUAUAUGGGUUUGGACCGUAAGUUUACCUGUGACAGUUGUUAAUGCAAGUGACUCAGAUCCAGGUCUUCAAGCUCAGGACAUAAUCGGGUGGAUAAUGUGGUCUGUGGGUAUCGUAAUUGAAGCCACUGCUGACCAGCAAAAAUUGAUGUUUAAGAAUUCUCCAGGAAAUAGGGGAAAAUGGUGUGAUGCUGGACUAUGGGGGUACACACGUCAUCCGAACUACUUCGGUGAGAUUUUUCUUUGGUGGGGAAUCUUUGUGGCCUCCACACCUGUAUUGGAAGGUGCUGAAUGGCUUGUUGUACUUGGGCCAUUAUUUCUAACAUUGUUGCUUCUUUUUGUCAGUGGGAUACCGCUUCUUGAGGAAUCUGGAGAUAAGAAGUAUGGAAACGUGGCUGGAUAUCGACAUUAUAAAAGGACAACAAGUCCUCUCAUUCCGCUGCCUCCAAUGGUGUAUGGAAAGUUGCCCUCGUGGUUCAAAGUAGCUUUCUUGUUUGAGUUACCUUUAUACAACCGGAAUCUUCCUAAAGAAGAAGCCUUGGGCUGGGAUAGAAGUGCAGGAAGCAGUGCAUCAAAACUGGGCUGACUGUAAAUAAUAUUUACAGCUUUCCUUCUAUAAGUAUAUCUUAUUGUUUGUAUUCUUGAUAACCCUCUGUAAUACCCAAUUUAUAACCAGCUUUUAUAGCACCCCCACCCUUUAUUGAAAUGUACAAUCAGAACACUUGAUAUUCUCUGUUGA
Molecule: messenger RNA, 1150 nt
Organism: Cynara cardunculus var. scolymus (artichoke)
Lineage: Eukaryota; Viridiplantae; Streptophyta; Magnoliopsida; Asterales; Asteraceae
Exons: 10
Coding region: 80-997 (305 amino acids)
Biological process (GO): lipid metabolic process
Cellular component (GO): membrane
Molecular function (GO): oxidoreductase activity, acting on the CH-CH group of donors
Source: RefSeq, a predicted model, not a curated record